CCGAGGGUGGCGGUCCGGCGCGGCUGGCCGUCAGCGACUCGUCCGGCGCCGUCACGGUGCUGGAAGCUGGACGGCCAGGGACUGAUGCCGCUUUGGACGGCCACCUGCCACAGCUACGAGGCCUGGACCUGCGGUUUCCACCACCGCAACGGGAACCUCGUCUACUCCGGCGGCGACGACCUGCUGUUCCGGUGCCACGACGUGCGUCAGAAGCCCGACCAGGCGGUGUUCACCAGCCGCGCGCACGAGGCGGGCGUGACCUGCGUGCAGUCUGACCCGCUGCAGGAGGACACGCUCCGCACCGGCAGCUACGACGAGCACCUGUACACGUGGGACGCGCGCGCCCCGCGCCGGCCGCUGGAGCGGACUCGACUGGAUGGCGGCGUGUGGCGAAUCAAACGGCACCCGCGCCUCGUCGACCGCCUCCUCACCGCCUGCAUGUACGGCGGCAGCCACGUGACCGACGCCAGGGGCGCCACGGUCGCCAGCUUCCGGCGCCACGCCAGCAUCGUGUACGGCGCUGACUGGUGUCGGCUGCCGGCGGCGGCUGUCGCUGUGGAAGGUGACGGCGACGGCACCCACCGGCUGGAGGCGGACCAGGGCGACCAGUGCGAUGAGGGCACGCGGGGCAGUGGGCCCAGUGUGGCGGUGACCUGCUCGUUCUAUGAUAAUUUGCUCUGCGUUUGGGAGGCGUGAGCUAGCGUGUGGAUGCUGUCGGGUGAUGGUCCUUGUCGGUUCGGGUUGGUUUCGUUGGUGUUGAACGCAGCAAGUCUGUUCUUCGGCUUGUGACGUGCGCGCGGUUUAAGAAGUAGUUUUGCUGCCGGGUAAGAGCUGCGUGAUUGGGUCGGCGUGCUGAGCCGUUCAGUUCACUUUGCGCAGGGAUGCUUGUCGACUGGCUCUCUUGAGGUAACCUGUCGGCCUCUGGUCGCUGGCGCUGAACGGGGCGCAUACGUGGACAAGACAGACACCAGGGCACCUGCGAGAAGCAGUCGUCUGUAGGGCUAAAUGAGCGAUGCUCCAGUCGAGUGCCUUCCACGCCCGUAGCUGUAAGUGCGUAAUAAAAAGGGUCGGUCCAGUAGCGUUC
Molecule: messenger RNA, 1084 nt
Organism: Pollicipes pollicipes
Lineage: Eukaryota; Metazoa; Arthropoda; Thecostraca; Pollicipedomorpha; Pollicipedidae
Product: diphthine methyltransferase
Exons: 3
Coding region: 85-696 (203 amino acids)
Biological process (GO): protein histidyl modification to diphthamide
Cellular component (GO): cytoplasm
Molecular function (GO): protein binding; diphthine methylesterase activity
Source: RefSeq, a predicted model, not a curated record